AUGGAGCAACUGACACCCCUCCCCCGGCCGGGGGACCCCGGAAACAUGGAGCCAUGGGCACUGCCCGCCUGGCAGAGCUGGACUCCAGGCCAGGGGGGCGAACCUGGAGGUGCAUCUCCAAGCAUUGCCGAUACUCCGGCAGCUCUGCGUGUUGGAGAACUGAGGCCUGAGGAGAGCUCCGAGCCCGAGGGAGCCCGAAGCCCCGGGCCUGUGGGGGGCAUCCAGCCUGAAAGAACAGAAACUGGGCUGCCCAGCCCCGGGCCGGGAGCAUCGAGCUCUGGACUCGGCUGCCAGACGCUGGAGGACGAGGAGGUGGAGGCUUUCUCUAAGGGCAAGCGGAAAAUGGGCUUUGGGGACAGGCCCAAUCUGGAGCUGCUGAGGGCCGUGGGGGAGCUGCAGCAGCGCUGUGCCAUCCUUAAGGAGGAGAACCAGAUGCUGAGGAAGAGCAGCUUCCCCGAGACGGAGGAGAAGGUGCGGAGACUGAAGCGGAAGAACGCAGAGCUGGCGGUCAUUGCCAAGCGCCUGGAGGAGAGAGCCCGGAAGCUGCAGGAGACUAACCUGCAGGUGGUGAGCGCUCCCAUGCCCAGUCCAGGGGCCAGCUUGGAGUUGUGCCGGAAGGCCCUGGCCCGCCAGCGAGCCCGGGACCUCAGUGAGACAGCCAGUGCCCUGCUGGCCAAGGACAAGCAGAUUGCUGCCUUGCAGCGGGAGUGCAGGGAGCUGCAGGCCAGGCUCACCCUGGCUGGCAAGGAGGGCCCCCAGUGGCUCCACGUGCGGGACUUCGACCGGCUGCUGCGGGAGUCCCAGCGGGAGGUACUGCGGCUGCAGAGGCAGAUCGCCCUGCGCAACCAGAGGGAGCCGCCCCCGCCGCCUCGGCCCCCAGGCCGGGCCGCCCCGGCCAGAGCAGGGGCGCCCGCCCCCGGGGCCCCGGGAGAGGCCACGCCCCAGGAGGAUGUGGAAAACCCACCCGUGGUCCUAGGGGAGCCAGAGAAACAGCAGAGGGUGCAGCAGCUGGAAUCAGAGCUCAGCAAGAAGCGGAAGAAAUGCGAGAGCCUGGAGCAGGAAGCCCGGAAAAAGCAGAGGCGAUGUGAGGAGCUGGAACUGCAGCUGAGGGAAGCCCAGAGUGAGAAUGCCCGCCUCGUGGAGGAGAAGUCUCAGCUCAGUGCGAGAGCCACGGAGAAGGAGCAGGUGGAAUGGGAGAAUGUGGAGCUGAGGGGCCGGCUCCUGGGAGUGACGCAGGAGAGGGACUCGGCCCUUCUCAAGAGCCGGGGCCUGCAGAGCAAGCUGGAGAGCCUGGAGCAGGUGCUGAAGCACAUGCGGGAGGUGGCCCAGCGGAGGCAGCAGCUGGAGCUAGACCAUGAGCAGGCCCGGCUUAGCCUGCAGGAGAAGCAGGAGGAGGUCCGGAGGCUGCAGCAGGCCCAGGCAGAAGCCCAGAGGGAACACGAAGGGGCCGUGCAGCUGCUGGAGUCUACCCUGGAUUCCAUGCAGGUCCGGGUUCGAGAGCUGGAGGAGCAGUGCCGCAGCCAGACCGAGCGCUUCAGCCUCCUGGCGCAGGAGCUCCAGGCCUUCCGCCUGCACCCGGGCCCCUUGGAUCUGCUCACCUCCGCCCUGGGCUACAGUACCCUUGGGGAACGCCCGCCACCCCCCUGCUGCUGUUCCACCCCCCAGCCCUGCCGGGGAUCUGGCCCCAAAGACCUUGACCUCCCGCCAGGCUCCCCAGGGCGCUGCACCCCAAAGUCUUCCGAGCCUGCCCCUGCCACCCUUGCUGGGGGCCCCCGAAGGACGGCCAAGAAGGCAGAGUCUCUCUCCAACUCCUCUCGCUCCGAGUCCAUCCACAACAGCCCCAAGUCAUGCCCUACGCCCGAGGUGGACACAGCCAGUGAGGUGGAGGAGCUGGAGGCAGACAGCAUCUCCCUGCCGCCAGCAGCACCGGAGGGCAGCCGAGGAGGAGCCAGGAUCCAGGUCUUCCUCGCUCGCUACAGCUACAACCCCUUUGAGGGUCCCAAUGAGAACCCAGAGGCAGAGCUUCCGCUUACCGCUGGCGAGUACAUCUACAUCUAUGGCAACAUGGACGAGGAUGGCUUCUUUGAAGGGGAGCUCAUGGAUGGCCGAAGGGGCCUGGUCCCUUCCAAUUUUGUAGAGCGUGUGUCCGACGACGACCUCCUGACCUCCCUGCCUCCAGAGCUGGCUGAUCUGUCCCACAGUUCAGGCCCUGAACUCAGUUUCCUGAGCGGAGGCGCGGGCGGCAGCAGUAGCGGGGGCCAGAGCAGCGGGGGACGCAGCCAGCCCAGAACAGAGGAGGAGGCUGCAGGGGACGAGCUCAGGCUGAGCCCCUCGCCCGAGGGCCUGGGUGAGCCCCCUGCCGUGCCUCACCCCCGCUGUCUGGCUGUCCUCAAGCAGCUGGCCCACAGCGUGGUGCUGGCCUGGGAGCCGCCUCCUGAAUGCGUGGAGCUGCGUGGCUACCACGUCUGUGUGAAUGGGGAGCUGCGGCAGGCCCUGGGGCCCGGGGCGCCCCCCACGGCUGUGCUUGAGGAUCUGGACCUGCACACUGGGCCCCUCCGUGUCUCUGUUCAGGCCCUGACCAGCUGGGGCGGCUCUGACCCUCUGCGCUGUUGCUUGGUGCUAGGGGCCCGGGCCGGGGUGGCACCUAGCCAGCUGCGGGUCCAUCGACUGACAGCCACGUCCGCUGAGAUCACCUGGGCGCCCGGCAAUAGCAACUUGGCCCAUGCCAUCUACCUCAAUGGGGAAGAGUGCCCCUCCGCCUGCCCUAGCACCUACUGGGCCACCUUCUGCCACCUGCGGCCUGGUACACUCUAUCAGGCCCGAGUGGAGGCUCAGCUCCCACCUCGAGGGUCCUGGGAACCAGGCUCGGAGAGGCCAGAGCAACGGGCUGCCACCCUGCAGUUCACCACACUCCCAGCAGGCCCACCCGAUGCCCCCCUGGAUGUGCAGAUUGAGCCAGGGCCCUCCCCUGGCAUCUGGAUCAUCAGCUGGCUCCCGGUAACAAUUGAUGCUGCUGGCACCUCCAACGGCGUCCGGGUCACAGGCUAUGCCAUUUAUGCUGAUGGUCAGAAGAUCAUGGAGGUGGCCUCCCCCACGGCAGGCAGCGUGCUGGUGGAGCUGUCGCAGCUGCAGCUGCUGCAGGCGUGCCGCGCGGUGGCCGUGCGCACCAUGUCGCCCCACGGCGAGUCGGCCGAUUCCGUCGCGGCCCCCGUCGCCCCCGCCCUGGCUGAGGCCUCCUCGCCAGCCAGGGCCUCCUGCCCCUCCCCACGGCUGGGCUCGGAGACCAGGCCGCCCCUUGCUCCAGCCUCCCCGGGGCCUGGAGACCCCAGCUCUCCCCUCCGGUGCCCCAACCCCCAUGGAACUCGAGAGCCCCCCGGGGGCUCCCCAGCAAGCUCUCCCGCAGAGACACCGAAAGGAUCCUCAGAGGAGCCCCCAGUGCCUGGCUCUCAGGAGGAGGCUGGGGCAGCUGCGCUGGGUGCCCCAGGGGACAGGAAGGCCAGUGAGCCGACCUCGGGAGAGCGAGUUCCUGGCCCUGCAGCUUCCUCCCUGGCCGAGGAGGAGGCGGGGUGGACCGCGGGAGAGGCCCGCCCGGCCCCUGGCUCCCCGCAGGGAGCUCUGGCCCAGAGGCUCCCCUGUGCUGAGGCCUGCCGUGGAGGAGACACAGGGCCUGGGCUGAGGCCCAGGGCUGAGAGAGAGGACACGGCCGAGCUUGCGGUCCGUCUGGGGAGCUCCCUUGCGGACCAUGGCCGCAACUCAGAUCUGUCAGACAUCCAAGAGGAGGAGGAGGAGGAGGAAGAGGAGCUGGGUGUCAGGACUUGCUCUUUCCAGAAGCAGGUUGCUGGCAACAGCCUCAGGGACAAUGGGACCAAGCCCCAGCCCGACCCCUUCUGUGAGACUGACAGCGACGAGGAGAUCUUGGAGCAGAUCCUGGAGCUGCCUCUCCAGCAGUUCUGCAGCAAGAAGCUCUUUAGCAUCCCCGAGGAGGAGGAGGAAGAGGACGAGGAGGGGCCGGGGGCAGGCUCUUCUUCCCGAGACCCUGACCCACCCGAGCCUGCAUUCCUGGGGCUGGGCUGUGACAGCGGUUGGCCCCGAGGACCUGGCCUGUGUCCUCUGUCUCCCGAGCCCUCCAGGGCUGGGGACCGCCUGGAGGACAUGCCUGGACUAGUUGGUGGAAGCAGCUGGAGAAAAGGAAGUGGCUCCCCCGAGAAGCCCCGCAACCGCAGGCGGUCCCCAGAUCCUCGUGAACACUGCAGCCGACUUCUCAGCAACGGCGGGCCCCAGGCCUCUGGGCGACCAGGCCCCGCCCGGGAGAGGGGCGGCCCCGCCGUGGGCGAGGGCACCAGGGCUGGACCAGAGGCUGGUGGGAGAGGGCGGCCGGCCCCUUCGAGGAGGUGCCCCCGUGGCCCAGCCCCAGAAUCGGGCCUGGCCAGCUGCCUCUCCCCCAAGUGCUUGGAAAUCAGCAUCGAAUAUGAUUCUGAAGAUGAGCAAGAGACGGGCGGCGGGAUCAUCAGCGUCACCAGCUCCUGCUACCUCGGAGAUGGGGAGGCGUGGGGUGCAGCACCCACGGGAAGGCCCAGGGGGCCUCCGAAAGCCAAUUCAGGCCCCAACCCCUACCCACGCCUCCCGGCCUGGGAGAAAGGGGAGCCAGAGCGGAGAGGCCGCAGUGCAACUGGCAGAGCCAAGGAGUCACCCUCCCGGGCAACAGAGACCGGGGAGCCCAGAGGGCAGGACGGCUCUGGGCGGAGGGGCCCCCAGCGGAGAGGGGCCCGGGCCCCCAGGCCAGGCUCCGCGGAGCUGGCCCCUCCGAGGAGCCCUCCAGAAGAAGCACUGGCUUACCGGGACCUACCUGUCAGGGUCUUUGUGGCUCUGUUUGACUAUGACCCCGUGUCGAUGUCUCCCAACCCUGAUGCCGGGGAAGAGGAGCUCCCCUUCCAGGAGGGCCAGAUCCUGAAGGUGUUUGGGGACAAGGAUGCCGAUGGCUUCUAUCGGGGUGAAGGCGGGGGCCGGAUGGGCUACAUCCCCUGCAACAUGGUGUCCGAGGUGACUGCGGACAGUCCUGCAGGGAGACAGCAGCUGCUCCAGCGGGGCUAUUUGUCCCCGGAUGUUCUCGUCGAGGGUUCAGGGAACGGCCCCUUUGUCUACUCCACAGCUCGCACGGCUGGGCCUCCCCCCAAGCCCCGCCGCUCCAAGAAAGCUGAGUCGGAAGGCCCUGCCCAGCCCUGUGCAGGCGCCCCCCAGCAGGUCUCCUCUACUGGCCUGAAAGCUUCCCGCUCCAUGGUGGCCGCAUUUGACUACAACCCCCGAGAGAGCUCCCCCAACAUGGAUGUGGAGGCAGAGCUGCCCUUCCGGGCAGGGGACGUCAUCACUGUGUUCGGGGGCAUGGACGAUGAUGGUUUCUACUAUGGGGAACUGAAUGGACAGCGGGGCCUGGUUCCAUCCAACUUCUUGGAGGGCCCUGGGCCUGAGGCAGGCGGCUCAGACAGGGAGCCCGGGACACCCCAGGCCGAGGAGCAGAGAACGAGGAGGAGAAGAGUCCAGUGCUAG
This is a messenger RNA of Kogia breviceps (pygmy sperm whale), 5544 nucleotides long. RefSeq names its product TSPO associated protein 1 (gene TSPOAP1). Gene Ontology annotation, molecular function: benzodiazepine receptor binding. The record is from RefSeq and is a predicted model, not a curated record. Gene Ontology annotation, cellular component: mitochondrion. NCBI's taxonomy places the organism in Eukaryota, Metazoa, Chordata, Mammalia, Artiodactyla, Physeteridae.